UCCGGUUCAGUCGCGUUUGGGGUGUUUGUUCCGAGCAUUGACGUUUCGACCGUGUUAGUGCAGCUGAAUGAUCCAGGGAAUCUGUCCGUUUCCGGUGGCUCCCUGAUGGAGCACUGGUGUGCUACCCGGUGUGCAAUAGUGAUAUUUCUUUCGCAAGGAUACUAGACGUUUUUUAUCGACUGCAAGUGGGAUUUAUUUACCUUAUAUUGGAUGAAAAUUUUUCUGAAACAGAUUUCAAUUUUCCAGUGGCGACAAUAAUUAAUCAGUGUUUUUGGAAAAUUGUUUUGAAUGAUCUAGCAGAAGAUCGUUUGAUUGUUUGAAUACUUGAUUGAAGAUUAGUGUGACAGUGAUUCAGUGACGAAGUGUUAGACAACUCAGAUUUCAAUCUGGCAAAGUUUUUUUUUGGACAGGUGGAAAGCGGCAUUUCGUGCAAUGUGUGAAGUGAAGAGUUGAAAUAGCUACAGGUUUAUGGUGCUACGAUCAUGUUGUUUGAGAUUUAUAGCUGAUAUAAAAACUGAGCUUGCAAAUUUCGUUGAGUGGUUCGGGAUUAGCCGAUAUAUGUAGAUUUUUAUGUCCUUCUCGCUGCAGCCAGUCUUCCGGAUUUGAUGUGUGCUGAAGUGAACGAUAACUGAAUGACUCAUUGACAGGUUGGAGCUAAGAAAGUGAAACCCGCAGAAAACUUCAAGCACAGCUCUGUUGGACCAAACCGAAAGAAGAGGAAAUCGUAAGGCAAUUGUAAACAUAGUUGAACCGUUGGCUGAACUAGUGCUUCUCUGCGUGUGAUCGACAACGUUAUUCUGGAGAAUAAUGAAAUUGACCUAGAAGUGGAGUUUGCGUAAAUCGAGUGUGAAUUUGAUUCGGUCGAAACGUGCUUGUAUAGUGGACUUUCGUCACCUACGGAGUCAUUGAAAUUUCCCAGAGGUGAGAAGCACAAAAGAAGAAAAACUCAGCAUCUUCGCACAGCAUAGAUCCUACGUAAAGAACGGUUUCCUGUGAAUCGAUAUAGUGUUUUAUGUAGAAUUGAUCGAUCCGAAGAGGAGCUAAACAACGGACAACUAAUUAAGGUGAUGAUCAGGUCAUGAACAGUCCAUUUAAAAAAGGUGGACCCAUCCGAGGUUUCUUAUGAAGUCGGAGCAGAUAAGCUUAUGUGAAAUGUAAUAAAAAAAUUUGCAAGCUAACAAAAAACAAAAACCACUCUUAAAUGGAGCCGAGCUCCCGGAGCAAUCGGAUUUACGUAUCUUUUUCUAUUCCGAUCUGCUGAUAUGCUGAUAUUCAUGUCGCUACAGCUGGACCCUGAUGGUGGAUUUAGGUAUAACGAAACGCUCCACCACGAUGUGGAGUCGAUGGAAAACAUCGAUUCUACUGGUCAUCAUGAUAAGUUGGAUAGCAAAGGCGACACCUGGUACUAGUCAAAAUUUCAAAAUUACUCCUAAGCCCUGUACAGUAAACGGAAUAGAAGGCACCUGUAUGUUUGUGUGGGAAUGCAUCAAGUCCGAAGGUCAGCACGUGGGUGUUUGUGUCGACUCAUUCAUGUUUGGGUCCUGCUGCUCACACAACCUGACUGAUAAUGUGAUACCACAAAACUACCAUCAGACUGUAACCUAUCGUCCAAAGCCGGCUGGCAGCAACAAGCAUAAGCCACAGAAGCCUAGUACUUUCGUUAGUAGCAAUGGCUACACAACCAUAUACCGCCCGGGUAAUGGCGGUACAUUAGUAAUACGACCGUCGCAUGUUCAUCACCAACAUCACCACCCACACCACAAACCGUCGUCAUCCUCUUCUAGCAGUUCCAGUAGCAGUAACGCCAUCAGUCAUAUUUUUAGUCAAAAGCCAACAGAGGGCACUGUAAAUAAACAUUCUACCUUAUCGACACCCGCACAGCAGUCGGAUUUGGAAAUGGCGGCUAGCAGUAUGUCGACUGGAAUAUUCACCACCCAUUGGCAAGCUACGACUGAACCUAGUUUCAUCACGAAAACCCGGCCACCAAAACCAAGCAAGCCGUCGAAAAAACCCAUCCUAUCGGGUUCAAAUAAUAUUCAAAGUACUAUAUUAAAACCAAAACCAUCGGCCAAGCCGACCAAAUCAACUACCACUACUGUUAAAUAUACGACCACAACUAGUAUUAUUAGCACAACUACGCGGAGGCCAACAACGCAGGAACCUCCGACAUCAAUAAUGUCCUUCUCAACGGAGCUGGUACCACCGAGUACCACUACCAUUGACACCAACACGAGCCUAGCGGCGGUGUCGUUAUCGACUGUGAUUGACGGUGGGAGCUUUUCGUCGUCUCCCGAAAUGUAUACGAUGGCUCCGGGGCGGUCCACGCUGUCAGCUGCAAGGAACUACGAGUGCGGAGUGCAAACGAUGGGUCGUCCGGAAACUCGAAUCGUAGGUGGAAAAAAUGCCCCCUUUGGCCGAUGGCCCUGGCAGGUGUCGGUGCGGAGGACGUCCUUCUUCGGGUUUUCCAGCACGCACCGGUGUGGCGGAGCGGUAGUCAACGAUAACUGGAUUGUCACCGCAGGCCAUUGUGUAGAUGACCUACUAACGUCACAGAUACGAAUACGGGUUGGUGAGUAUGACUUCUCGCACGUGCAGGAGCAAUUGCCGUACACGGAACGUGCCGUCGCAAGGAAGGUCGUACAUCCCAAGUACAACUUCUUCACGUACGAGUUCGACCUGGCGUUGGUGAAGCUGGAGCAGGCGCUGGUAUUCGCACCGCACAUAAGCCCAAUUUGUCUACCAGGAACGGAUGAUCUGCUAAUCGGUGAAAACGCUACCGUCACUGGCUGGGGGCGGCUCAGCGAAGGCGGAACGCUACCGUCAGUACUGCAGGAGGUGUCGGUUCCGAUUGUCAGCAAUGAUCGAUGCAAAACCAUGUUCCUCAGGGCAGGCAGACAUGAAUUUAUUCCGGAUAUUUUUCUUUGCGCUGGUCACGAAACUGGUGGCCAAGACUCAUGCCAGGGCGAUUCCGGUGGUCCACUUCAGGUCAAAGGAAAGGAUGGUCACUAUUUUCUAGCCGGUAUUAUAUCCUGGGGCAUCGGAUGCGCUGAAGCAAACCUACCUGGCGUUUGCACGAGGAUAUCGAAGUUUGUUCCGUGGAUUUUGGAAACCGUUUUGUGAUAAACUUUUAUAACUCGUCUGCGAGAAGGAUGACAAGUGAGGAGCCGUGUAAUGGGAGAAGCGAAAAGUGUUCAAUCAGUAAACGAAAAAGACUUGAUUUUUAUUUAGCACAAUGUACGGUCCGAGAGAUAGCAAAAACAAGUUGACACGCAGGUAGAUCAUGUAUAUAUUUACUAGAUUCGCCCACAUCACGAAUCGUUGCGAUUAUAGCUUCAAUUUUAGUGAAUCAGGAUUUUUUUUCCCAAUAGAUAGCAAUUGAUGAAACCAGAAUAGCCGAAAAACAAAGCUUGAACAGUCACUAUAGAAGAACGAUGUAAAAUAUGUAAAAUUAGUUUGUAAGCUUAAACACUACCAUUGUGUAAAUACUUUUGUAACAUAGUCUUAAUGCAUAAAACUAGAACCUUGAUAUUACAAAUGUAUAUAUUAAUCGAUCCUACACGCAACAGU
Messenger RNA from Malaya genurostris, 3567 nucleotides. RefSeq names its product serine proteinase stubble (gene Sb). Lineage: Eukaryota; Metazoa; Arthropoda; Insecta; Diptera; Culicidae. Gene Ontology annotation, molecular function: serine-type endopeptidase activity. The transcript is spliced from 15 exons. Gene Ontology annotation, biological process: proteolysis. The record is from RefSeq and is a predicted model, not a curated record. The coding region runs from base 1297 to 3120 and encodes 607 amino acids.